Besnoitia besnoiti is the source of this 801-nucleotide messenger RNA. Its product is annotated as putative proteasome subunit alpha type 1. The coding region runs from base 1 to 801 and encodes 266 amino acids. Gene Ontology annotation, cellular component: proteasome core complex; proteasome core complex, alpha-subunit complex. Gene Ontology annotation, biological process: ubiquitin-dependent protein catabolic process. NCBI's taxonomy places the organism in Eukaryota, Apicomplexa, Conoidasida, Eucoccidiorida, Sarcocystidae. The transcript is spliced from 9 exons. The record is from RefSeq and is a predicted model, not a curated record.
AUGUAUCGCAACUUGUAUGACACAGACUGCAUCACCUGGAGCCCUCAGGGGCGCAUCUUCCAGGUCGAGUACGCGAUGGAGGCAGUCAAGCAAGGCACCUGCUGCGUCGGCCUCCGCUCAGACAACCACGUCGUCCUCUGCUCCCUCAAGCGCUCGGUCUCGAAGUUCGCAGGCCACCACCAAAAACUUUUCAAAAUCGACCACCAUGUCGGCGUGGCUAUGUCUGGAAUCACCGCGGACGCGAAGGUGAUUAGCAACUUCAUGCGCAACGAGUGCUUCCACCACAAAUACGUCUACGACGCCCCAAUCCCUGUCGGCCGUCUAAUUCUCAUGGUGGCGGACAAGUCGCAGGCCAACACGCAGCGGAGCGGCAAGCGGCCUUUCGGCGUGGGUUUGCUCGCGGCGGGCUACGACGAGGCGGGUCCGCAUCUCUUCGAGACCUGCCCCUCUGGAAACUACUUUGAGUCCUACGCGAUGGCGUUCGGCGCGCGAUCGCAGUCCUCCAAGACGUACCUGGAGAGAAAUUUCGAGGGGUUCCCGAGCCUCUCCCUCGAAGAGCUCGAGCUGCACGGUCUGAAGGCUCUGAACGCUUCGCUGGCCGCCGACGCAGAGUUGACUGCGGACACUGUGUCGAUGGCGGUCGUGGGCAAAAACCAGCCCUGGAAAGAGCUUUCUGAGGACGAAGUCCAAGCUCUACUCGACAAAAUGGGGGUAAGAAAGCCGAGUUCAAAUGCGCCUGUUUUCUCUCGUCUCAAUUUCUCCUUCGGGGAGUCCGGCGGCCAGGAGGUUCAGAUGCAGUAG